Molecule: messenger RNA, 3653 nt
Organism: Bicyclus anynana (squinting bush brown)
Lineage: Eukaryota; Metazoa; Arthropoda; Insecta; Lepidoptera; Nymphalidae
Product: leucine-rich PPR motif-containing protein, mitochondrial
Exons: 16
Coding region: 76-3279 (1067 amino acids)
Molecular function (GO): protein binding
Source: RefSeq, a predicted model, not a curated record
UUUAUUUUUGUAAAUGUUUCAAAACAGAAGAAAUUCAAAAAAUUCAAAUAAGAAUUUUUAUAAUACUCCUCAAAUAUGUUAUCCCGACAGUGUACGAAAUUAUCGUGUUUUGGAAGGACAAUGUUCUACAAAAAGAUACUUUUAAAUAGAAGUGCUACGUCUAUAUUAAAUCACACCAGAGACAUACGGCAUAGUUGCAGGAUUUUGGCAUCACAUAAAGAGGCGAAAGGUCCAGGUAAAGUGAGAGACGCAAAUAGCUUGCGAUUUUCAGCAGGCCCAAUACAAGACUCUACUAAAAACUCUACUGACCAUCGCAAUGUUCGAAAAAGUGACUUAUCCUCGGAGGACUUACUUGAGAAACUCAUGACCAGCUUGUCUACAGACAUUCAUCAAAAGAACAGAGUCUAUAAAAAUGAUUUAAUCAGAGUUGUAAAUAAGGUUAAAGAGUUGAAUCUGUCCUCUAAAAAACAAGGGUUGCUCUUAAUUAAAUGUUGUACUGAACUUCUGCCUGAUGAGACACCGAACGCCAGAGUGGCUUUAGUUGAACAAGUGUGGAAUACACUCAGAACCCAUACUGAAUUUGAUGUGGAUCAUUAUAAUGAAUUGCUGAAAGUUUACAUAGCAAAUGGUAGGACAAUUAAGGCUAAUGUGUAUCUUACUCAAAUGGGACCAGUGAAGCCUAAUUUAACUACCUAUGAAUUGGUCUUGAGAGUGCUUGGAGAGGCAGGUGAUCUGAACCAAUGCAUGGAAGUUAUAUCAAAUAUGAAGGCCCAAGGUUUACCAGCUACAGAGAAUGUGUUUGGAUCUUUGAUCAUUUGCCAAGGAAAAGCUGGGAAUCUUGACAAUAUAAAAGAAAUACUAACAAUGAUGAAGUCACUUCAAGUUGAAUGUACAGUGAACACAUACACUGCUAUAUCACGAGCCUUCGCAUGGAAUAAGAAGAUCAAUCUGCUUCUAGAAGGAUUAGCUAAGGCACAGAAGAAUGGUAUAAUAUUUGGAGAGUUCCACAUAAUGGAGAUGGUAAAAACGCUAGCAGCAAUUGGAGAUUAUGAACCAGUGCCAAAAGUGUUAAAAUAUUUACCUGAAGAGAUAUUAACCAAACCAUCAAUAACGCCAUACAUGCAGAGUGUGGCAACGCAACUAGUUUUCCAGAACCAUUCAAUGGUCGCUUUAGAGAUUUACAAAUGUCUGCCGUUGCCUUCGUUUGGACCAAAAGAUGAUACUGGGCUGCAUGGUAGGAGCUUGGUCCGUGACUGUGUUAAAGCUUCUGUGCCUUCCAGUGUAAUAGCACUAAUAACCCAAGAGCUGAUGGCAUCGGGUCGUAACACAAUCGCUUUGCAAAACGCAGCCGAGGCGACACUACAGUUGGGCAAGGUGCCUCUGGCCUUGGAUCUGUUCACGCGCAUGAAACAGCUAGGAAUGCCCGUACGACCGCACUACUUCUGGCCCAUUCUGUUGCAUACUUCUAAAACUUAUGGAGAGAAAGGUAUUAUGAACACCCUCUCUACAAUGGUCACGAUGGACAUAAAACCAGACUACGACACAAUAAUGGACUACACACUCCCUCACGUUAGUUUCUCGUCACCCCAGAACUUGAUGAAGAAGUUCCUCGAAACGGGCAUAGUUGUGAGCACUGUGCUCACACCAAUGAUGGUUACCCUACUAAAUUCAGGACAAGUUAGAGCGGCAAGUGAGAUUUGUGAACUGUUCCAAGGGAAAAUAGACGCUGAAGUAGUUAUACAGCCCUUAAUAAAAGGUUACCUCACAAGCAAUGACCUCAAAUCGACCGUCCACAUAUUGGAGGACAUGACUGCUAAAUCAUCUGACAAAAGCAAAGAUUGGAUCGGAAGAUUUCUAUGUGGUUUUAUGAGACAUAGCAGAAUAAAGGAGGAUUUAUCGGACUUGCUCAAUAUUGCUAACGCUCUACAAUCAACUUCGCUUAAAAUAUCAAUGGCAGCCGUAGACUAUUGUAUGUCAAAGGUCCCCCAACAUCACAACGAGGAUCUUGUACAGAGUCUCAAAGAUGCUUUAAUUAAUAUCACGGAUGAGAGAUUAAUCGACGAUGGAGAUAUGUUUGUUCAGCAGAUGCCGCAUCCUAAACAAAUGAACGAAGCCGCUCUCAAAGCCCACUUGGUAGAGCUAGAAGCGAAGGGCAUGAACACUCGCGGAGUUUUACGAAAAUUGCUUCAGGAGUAUUGCAAAGAUGGCAACCUGCCUGCCGCCAGGGAGAUCGUUGAAAAAUGCGAGAAAGAAGGCGUGCACUUAUCAGCCGGUAUGAAGGCAUCUAUAUUCGACUUGCACGUAAAGAUGGGAGAGAUAGAUUUAGCUGAAAUAGCUCUCGCGGAUUUGAACAAAACUUCACCGAACUUCACUUUAGAUGAGUUUAAAGUCAUAGACUUCGCCACUCUGAUGGUUUAUAGGAAACAAAUUGGAAAAGCCUUUGAUUUAAUUAAUGAACAGUCUAAGAGGAGACGGGUUUCAGGCGGUAGAGCGAUAUCCAUGAACUGCUGGCGACUGCUAGAUGCGCUCGCCGCCCAGGGUUCGCCCGCUGAUACCAAACGCAUGCUCGAAUUGCUGACUACCCUCCGAUAUUGUAAACCAUCCAACACGCUACUCGGUCCAUUAGUUCGAGCACAUUUGAAAAAUGGCAAUUUCGAAAACGCAGUACAAGAGUUCGUGCGUUUAGCGGAGAAGUAUAACAAGACUCCGCUAAAGCACGAGCUACUGUGCAAAGUGCUGAAAGCCAUGAGCGAAGGCAAAGACGAGGAAACGUUCAUAGUGAACGAGCGCACCAACGGGCGGCUCAACAAGCUGGUGCAGACCAUACUGAGCGUCGACAAGCGGGUGCACGGAGCGGGUGACGUACAUUUAACCCUCAUAGCAGCGUUAGCAGAUGUGGGUUACAAGAAGACACUGAGGAAACUUCUCCUAGACCCGACGGUCAAGUUCCACCCCGACGCGCUGAUGCGUCACUGCGAACGGUUCGCGGACGAGAAGAAAGUCGACGCUUUGGAAGCUAUCGCCGAAUGCGCCAAGAACUUGAGGCAAUUCAACGUUGAGGAGAUUUAUAACAUGAUUUUGGAAGUAUACCAACGCGACGACAACUGCCAGGAAGCUCUCUCCCUGUGGUACAAAAUGCAAGAAAACGAAAUAGCUCCGUCACAAAAGUUCGUACGCGACCUAUGCGCGGUGUGCAAGGCAAACAACAAGCAAGUACCCUCCGAUAUCGCCAUACUCCUCGACAAACAAACUAAAGCUGUAGCUAAGAAAGCGUCAUAGAAAUAAGACUGGAAAAUAUUUUACACAGAAAUAUUUGCGGUUAGGGUAUAAUUUCAUAUAUGUAUUCAGUGAAGACUGCUCUAAACACAAGCACAAUAGAUUUUUUUUCGCCCCGCUUAGAAAUAUAGCUCCUAAAUAGCGGAAAAUUUGUAAUUAGUCCCUAAAAGCUAAAUGAUUAUUUUCCAAAUUUCCCAUUUUGAAUUGACUUCCUUAAUAGUUAUUAUUUAAAGUAAUUUUAUUGAAAGGUAUGUUUUAUUGUGUGUGUGGAUUGUAUGCGUAAUUUUUCAAGUGGUAUCAAUAUUGUAAAAAUGUUAGAUGCAAAUUGUUAAUGAUAUCUGUGAUAUUAUUUAUUAAUACACGUUUGUUAAAUUAGU